AUGGUUGCCGAUGACUUGAAAGAUCAGCUUUUCAAGAAACUACACCAAGCUGUCUGUUACGGUCUUCAACUUGAUGAGAAGACAGAUGAGUCGAAAACCACUGCGCAAGCAAUUUUUGACAAGCUGACUGAGUUCUUGGAUGAAGGGGAUGUGCAAUUGGAUAAAUGUAAGGCUAUGACCACAGACGGAGCAGCGGCAAUGACUGGACGAGUGAACGGGCUUGUCCAAAAAACCCAAGCUGUGUCGCCAACUUGCGUCGCCACACACUGCAUGAUUCACAGAGAAGCCUUGGCUGCAAAGCCGAUAGGAUCGGACAAGACCGAGAAGAAUGAACUUGAAUUGAUACUGGAGGACGUUGUGAAGAUCGUGAAUGCAGUGAAAGCCAACACGAAGAAGCAUCGGAUGUUCAGUAAACUUUGCAAGGACAUGGAUGCCGAAUUCUCGAAACUGCCCUACCACAGAAAUGGCGGCGACGUGUUUAUUACGAUUUCCAAGGUACAAGGCUUCGAAAAGAAGAUCGAACAGUGGAAACGGAGGGCUGAGAAUGCUAAUUUUUCGGAUUUUCAUGAGGUACAGACUUUUAUGCGAGGAUCCAACUGGUGGGUGAUGGAGAACGAAGAGAAGUCGUUGCAACAAGUUGUGACUAGAUUGGUGGUCGACCACCUCACACUGCUUCAAUCGAAUUUCAACAAAUACUUUCCCGAAGAAGAGAAGUAG
This is a messenger RNA of Priapulus caudatus, 717 nucleotides long. Its product is annotated as SCAN domain-containing protein 3-like. Lineage: Eukaryota; Metazoa; Priapulida; Priapulimorpha; Priapulimorphida; Priapulidae. The coding region runs from base 1 to 717 and encodes 238 amino acids. The transcript is spliced from 3 exons. The record is from RefSeq and is a predicted model, not a curated record.